Molecule: messenger RNA, 1311 nt
Organism: Phragmites australis (common reed)
Lineage: Eukaryota; Viridiplantae; Streptophyta; Magnoliopsida; Poales; Poaceae
Product: salt tolerance receptor-like cytoplasmic kinase 1
Exons: 2
Coding region: 120-1289 (389 amino acids)
Biological process (GO): protein phosphorylation
Cellular component (GO): plasma membrane
Molecular function (GO): ATP binding; protein kinase activity
Source: RefSeq, a predicted model, not a curated record
GCCGUUUUUAUACACGAACGCCUUCACUUCUCCCUCCUCCAUUUCAUUUCCCCACACCGAAGCACGCCGAGCUCAACAAAGUGCUCAGCUGCUUCUGCCCAGCAAACGCGAGCGGCGCCAUGGACGUGGCCAUGGCGCUCGCCAUCCUCUUCUUCUGCUUCCUCCUCCUCUCCUCCGCCGCCAUCGUCUUCCUCCUCAUCAGUCACUGUCUCGCCGCCUUCUGCCGCUCCCACGACCCCGAGGCUCCAUCAGUUCCACCACCACCUCAGCCGAUAUACGAGCUGACCUUGUCAUCGGAGGUGCCAGCUGCGGCCUGCAAGGAGCCGGGAAGCAAGAAGGAGGCGUUGGCGCCGUGGCGGAUGACGUGGCGGGAGGUGGAGGCGCUGACCGGCGGCUUCGACGAGGCGGCCGUGGUGGGGCGGGGCGGCUCCAGCAUCGUCUACCUCGCCAGGCUCCGGGACGGCUCGCCCGUGGCCGUCAAGGUGCACCGCUGGUGCGGCGGCGAGAGGAGGCUGCGCGCGUUCCGGCAGGAGCUCGACCUGCUCCGCCGCCUCCGGCACCCGCACAUCGUCGCCCUCCUCGCCUACUCCGACGACCACGAGGAAGGGGGUGCACUGGUCCUCGAGUACCUCGCCGGCGGUACGCUCGCCGACCGCCUCCACGGCGCCACGGCCCUUCUGUCCUGGCCCCAGCGCAUGCGGAUCCUCUACGACGUCGCCGGCGCGCUGGAGCACCUCCACGACACCUCCAGCGGCGCGCUUCCCGUCGUGCACGGCGACGUCUCGGCGUCCAACGUGCUCCUCGACGGCCUCGGCGCGCGGCUCUGCGACCUGGGCUCCGCCUGCGAGGGGUUCUCGGCCGCCGUGGCGCCGACGCGCGCCGCCGUGGGGUCGCCAGGGUACGCCGACCCGUUCUUCCUCCGCACCGGCAUCGUGUCCAACAAGUCCGACGUGUACAGCUUCGGGGUGCUGCUGCUCGAGGCCAUCACGGGCCUGCCGGCCGCCGGAUCCGGGUCGGACGGCACGGAGAACCUGACGGCACGGGUGCUGCCGCGUCUCAGGACGCAGGGGGUGGGCGGGCUCGUGGACAGCAGGCUAGGUGAGGGGUACGACGAGGAGGAGGCCGGUGACGUGGCGAGGAUCGCCGUCGACUGCCUGGCGGCGCAGCCGGGACUCCGGCCGACGAUGGCGCAGGUGCGGGCGGCCGUUGCGGAGAAGGUGGCAAGGUCCAUUGCCAAGGCUGGUUAUGGUCACCAUGUACAGCUCAGCAAGUUGCUGGAGCUCACAUGAUCAAUGGAACAAAUCUUAAUCA